GAAGGAUUAAAAGUCAUCUGGCACGAUGAGCGCCCAGAUGUUAAAAUACAUGAAUCUGUCUACCCUUGGGAGUGGCUUGAGGGAGGAUCAAGUGGGUGUCCACCCUCGGCAUCCACCCCACAUCUUGCAGGAACGAGGUGGUCAAGAUUGCGGUUCUCACAAUGAAUCAAACUCACCAUUUUCAAAGCGUUUCCCCACUUGGAAAACAAUACUGGUCAUCGACGAUUGGGAAGUCGCCCCCUUCUGUGGACUAUGAAGCAGUUAUCGGCUCCGAAGAUGCUGUUUUGGAAUGGUUAGAAAAUGUCCACCGCUAUGGGUUUUGCCUUGUCAAUGGUGUCCCCGUAGAUCCAAAACUUACUGAGGAACUUAUCAGACGAAUCGCUUUUAUUCGGGAGACUCAUUAUGGUGGCUUUUGGGAGUUCAGCCCCGAUUUGGCACAUGGGGACACUGCAUAUACUAACAUGGCACUCAAAGCACACACCGACACCACUUACUUUACUGAUCCGUGCGGACUUCAAAUCUUCCACCUCCUAUCGCAUACAGAGGGAUCGGGUGGAGAAUCUCUGCUUGUUGAUGGGUUCCGCGCAGCCUCCAUCCUGCAGGAGAAGCAUCCCGAAGACUUCGAAAUCCUGAUGAGGACACGUGUCCCGACGCACGCUGUGGGUGAUGCGCUCUACAAAUAUACAGUGAUAGGGGAAGGCUACCCCAUCAUUACCACUCGGGGUGGGGAACCUUCCAUGAUUCGAUAUAAUAAUGACGACCGAAGCGUGAUCAAGCAUAUGGCACCUGAGGAUGUGGCACCUUGGUACGUGUAUCGUGCCCUUGCCAGUUGGGAUCGGGUUCUUUCGAGUCCUGACUCUGAAUACUGGUUUCAGUUGCAGCCGGGGACCGUUGUAGUCAUUGAUAACCAUAGAGUCCUUCAUGGACGAGCCGAAUUUACAGGGAAGAGACGAUUGUGCGGCGCGUAUGUUGGGAAAGAUGACUACUUGGCAAGGCUCUACGCCUUGCGCGAUCGAGCUGUCGCCAAGGAAGGAGAGUCCAGCGUCUGGGACCCGACACUUUAACGUAGACUACUUUAGGCUGAACCUCGAUACCAGACUAGGAGAGAUGCUGUUGGCACAUUACGGUCGAUUGGUAGUCCGAGAUUGUGUAUUUCCUCAACUUGGUCGAGGACAUGACCCAUGACUCAUAAGCAGCAGAUUGGCCUAAUGAAACGAUAGGCAGCCUUGACAUGUUGAUGGUAAAACUUUUCGUUUGCAAUUCCCCAUCCCUGUGUAUUCAAGCUGAAAAUAAAGAUAUUUGGAUGAU
Cantharellus anzutake is the source of this 1308-nucleotide messenger RNA. RefSeq lists its product as uncharacterized. Bases 162 to 1064 code for a protein of 300 amino acids. Gene Ontology annotation, biological process: carnitine biosynthetic process. The record is from RefSeq and is a predicted model, not a curated record. The transcript is spliced from 7 exons. Lineage: Eukaryota; Fungi; Basidiomycota; Agaricomycetes; Cantharellales; Hydnaceae. Gene Ontology annotation, cellular component: mitochondrion. Gene Ontology annotation, molecular function: iron ion binding; trimethyllysine dioxygenase activity.